Messenger RNA from Andrographis paniculata, 3929 nucleotides. RefSeq names its product translocase of chloroplast 159, chloroplastic-like. Lineage: Eukaryota; Viridiplantae; Streptophyta; Magnoliopsida; Lamiales; Acanthaceae. Gene Ontology annotation, cellular component: chloroplast outer membrane. Gene Ontology annotation, biological process: protein targeting to chloroplast. Gene Ontology annotation, molecular function: GTP binding; GTPase activity. Bases 121 to 3825 code for a protein of 1234 amino acids. The record is from RefSeq and is a predicted model, not a curated record. The transcript has a single exon.
GUCGAGAAGAAACCCCUUCCUUGCUCUCGUAUAAAUACGUACCAACAUACCUACCUUAUCUCUUCCUUAUCCUCUGUUACUCCAACGCCUUCUCCUAAUUUUUCCUUCCUCUCUUCCGCUAUGGACGCUGCUUCAUCUGCUAGCAGCUUUAAUAAGUCCGUAGAUAAUGACGGUAGUGAUGGUAGGGUUGCUUAUUUGAGCGGGGAGGAGGAGUUUGAAGCGGCGUCGGAUAAGCCUUUGCCGGUGGGGGAUGAAGGCGAGGGCGAGGGUGGGUCUGAUGAUGUUCCGCUUGGUGGAAAGUCUUUGGUUAAUCACGUUGAGUCGAAGGGGGAUGAUGGCGAGGAUGAUAAGGGCAAUAUCGAGCACGCGGACAAUGGAGGCCAGGUUAGUGAAUCUGAGGUAAACCUAGUUGUCGACGGCGCAGCUGUUGAAUCUGAAAAAUCGUCGCUGGUUGAUGAUACCACUGAUGUGGAGCUUGCAGCUGAAGGGGAUUCUACAGUUCAGACCACUCAUGUUGAUGUUGUACAUGAGGGGGAAGGCAAUGGACCGGAUACCAAUGAGGUUGCCGAGGCAGAUGUUGCCAAACCAAUUGGUUCUGGUGACGCCCCUAAGGGUGACUCGAUUGUUGACAGCAUUGAGGUCGAUUUGUUAAGCUCGGGAGCAGCUGUUGUUGGGGAGGGGGAAGGGGAUGGAGGCAACAGGACAGAAGAAGCAUCAGCUGAGGAAUCAGUAGUGAGUAUGCAGGAAAUUGGUGCGGAUUAUAAAAUUUCUGAACCUGAAGAUGUGAAUAAAGGGGAUGGUUUGGAGAGGAAGCCACUUGAGCCUGAAAUUCAUGCGAGUGGGGAGGAAAGUUUGGAGAAGAAGCCAAUUGAGCCUGAAAUUCACGCGAGUGAAGAGGAAAAUUUGGAGAAGAAGCCACUUGAGCCAGAAAUUCAUGCGAGUGAGGAGGAAAAGGAUGGGCAAUUGGAUACAGGAGAUGCCAUAGAUGGAGUUAGCAGCCCGGCCAUCCAAAUUAUUGGUUCUGCUGAUAGAAGUGCAGCCGAGGAAAAGGAUGAGCAAUUUGGUACAGGAGAUUCCAUAGCUGGAGAUAGCAGCACGGCCACUGAAACUAUUGGUUCUGCUGAUAGAAGUGCAGCCCCCGACAUUGUGAAGAAACCGGAGGUAGAACAUGAGCCUGCUGAUGCCUCUGGGGCUGAGGGGAAUGGGGUGUUAGAGGAUGUGGUAGCAGAGGAAUCAGAAGAGGGAGAUACUGAUGGUUUGAUCUUUGGAAGCUCUGAAGCUGCCAAGAAGUUCAUGGAGGAGUUGGAGCAGGGGUCCAGUGAGGAUUCUCAUGCAGUUGAUGAAGGUUCAUUUGAGCAUUCUCAGAGGAUUGAUGGCCAAAUCAUCACAGAUUCAGAAGAAGGUGAUACUGAAGAUGAGGAAGAAGGAGAGGGGAAGGAAUUGUUUGAUUCUGCUGCCCUGGCAGCUCUUUUGAAGGCUGCUACAGGCAGUGAUUCAGACAGUGGUAACAUUACUAUCACUUCUCGAGAUGGAACCAGGCUUUUUUCAGUCGAGCGUCCUGCUGGCCUGGGAUCUUCUCUUCGGUCUUUUAGGCCUGGUCCGCAAUCGAAUCGCCCCAAUCUUUUCAGUGCUCCAACACUUGCUGGUAGUGGUGAAUCUGAGGGCAACUUGAGUGAAGAAGAAAAGAAGAAAUUGGAGAAGUUGCAAAAGAUCAGAGUGAACUUUCUGAGGCUUCUUCAUCGGUUAGGCCUGUCUCCAGAUGAGUCUGUUGCAGCGCAGGUUUUGUAUCGUCUUGCACUUCUUGGUGGAAGACAGGGCAUCCAAAAUUAUAGCUUGGAUGCAGCAAAGAGGAUGGCUUCGCAGCUAGAAUCAGAGAACAAAGAUGACUUGGAUUUUUCUGUAAACAUUUUGGUUCUGGGAAAAUCUGGGGUGGGUAAAAGUGCCACUAUAAACUCAAUAUUUGGGGAGGAAAAGGCUCCGAUUGAUGCAUUUAAUACUGGGACAAAUACUGCAAGAGACAUAACUGGAUUUGUUGAUGGUGUGAAGGUUCGACUUAUAGACACACCAGGCCUUAAAACUUCUGCAAUGGAACAGUCUUUCAACCGUGCUGUCUUAUCCUCUGUGAAAAAGCUCACUAGUAAGAGUCCUAUUGAUGUCCUCCUUUAUGUUGACCGAUUGGAUGCCCAAACUAGAGAUCUCAAUGAUCUGCCCCUUCUGAAGACCAUUGCCGGUGUUCUUGGCCCCUCUAUCUGGCGAAGUGCUGUAGUCACCCUAACUCAUGCUGCUUCUGCACCUCCGGACGGGCCUAAUGGCAAUCCUCUGAGCUAUGAGAUGUUUGUCUCUCAGAGGUCUCAUGUUGUCCAGCAGUCCAUUGGUCAUGCGGCUGGUGAUCUUCGCAUGAUGAGCCCAAGCCUGAUGAAUCCUGUCUCACUUGUGGAAAAUCACCCCUCUUGUAGGAAGAACAGGGAAGGUCAGAAAAUACUACCCAAUGGCCAGAGCUGGAGGCCGCAGUUACUGUUGCUAUGUUACUCAAUGAAGAUUUUAUCUGAAGCAAAUUCCAUCUCCAAACCUCAAGAUCCCUUUGAUCAUAGAAAGCUAUUUGGUUUCCGGGCUCGUGUGCCGCCCCUUCCAUACAUGCUGUCCUCCAUGCUGCAGUCUAGGCCACACCCAAAGCUUCCAUCCGAUCAGGGUGGUGAGAAUGCUGAUUCUGAUAUUGAUCUGGAUGAAUUCUCUGACUCUGAUGGCGAAGAAGAGGAUGAGUAUGAUCAGCUUCCACCUUUCAAGCCUCUCAAGAAGGCUCAGAUGGCAAAACUCAGUAAAGAACAGAGGAGAGCAUAUUUUGAAGAAUAUGAUUAUCGAGUGAAGCUUCUGCAGAAGAAACAGUGGAAAGAGGAGUUGAGAAGAAUGAAAGAGUUCAAGAAGAGAGGCAAAGAUGCUAUACCAGAAGAGGAGGAUGCAGAUUCAGGAGCUGCGGCACCUGUGGCAGUUCCCUUACCCGACAUGGCGCUGCCCCCUACUUUUGAUGGUGAUAAUCCUGCAUAUAGGUACCGGUUCUUGGAGCCAACCACACAGUUUCUUGCAAGGCCAGUUCUGGAUAACCAUGGUUGGGACCAUGACUGUGGCUACGAUGGCGUCAACCUCGAACACAGCUUAGCUAUUGCUAAUCGUUUCCCAGUGGCAUAUACUAUUCAAAUAACAAAGGACAAGAAAGACUUCACCGUCAGUCUGGAUUCCUCAGUUUCACUUAAGCAUGGCGAGGAUCUGUCAAGCAUGGCAGGCUUCGAUAUCCAGAGUAUGGGAAAGCAGCUGGCUUACAUCCUCCGAGGGGAAACCAAAGUAAAAAGCUUCAAGAAGCACAAAGCAGCCGGGGGAAUAUCUGUCACAUUUCUAGGCGAGAAUGUGGUUCCCGGUGUGAAGGUUGAAGACCAGAUUACAUUGGGAAAACAAUAUGUUGUGGUGGGCAGUGCUGGAGCCGUGCGGUCGCAACAGAACACCGCUUAUGGAGCCAACUUUGAACUGCAGCGGAGGGAGGUGGAUUACCCAAUUGGCCAAGUUCAAUCCACGCUCAGCAUGUCCAUAAUCAAAUGGAGAGGGGAUUUAGCUCUGGGGUUCAACAGCCUGGCUCAGUUCUCCAUCGGGCGCAAUUCUAAGGUAGCUGUUCGUGCUGGGAUUAACAACAAGCUUAGCGGUCAGGUUACCGUAAGGACUAGCACUUCCGAGCAUCUCUCUCUGGCUCUUGCGGCUAUUCUUCCAACCGCCAUUUCCAUCUACAAGAAGCUCGUCCCAGGUGCUGCUUCUGCUGGUGAGAAGUACUCAAUCUACUAGUUUUUUUGAUAAUUCCCUUCCCUGAUUCAGUUCUAUUUGAGAUGUUAGCUACUACUCUGCUUUGAUCAUCAUCAUUACCAUUAAUAUAUCGCAUCACUUUAAUA